Molecule: messenger RNA, 1080 nt
Organism: Endocarpon pusillum Z07020
Lineage: Eukaryota; Fungi; Ascomycota; Eurotiomycetes; Verrucariales; Verrucariaceae
Exons: 1
Coding region: 1-1080 (359 amino acids)
Source: RefSeq, a predicted model, not a curated record
AUGUCAAGUCUCUUUUUUCUCCUACUGGCAACAGCUGUUUUCACCAGUGCUGCUGAAACGCCAUCUAGCUCUUUUAUUUUGACGAGAACUUCUGUUGAAACGAGUAUUCGAUGCAGAACUCACAGCACCAGCGCAACCGCAGCUCCUACUCCGCUCCCAACGAACAACUUCACCAAAACCUUUACUCGAAAGGAGACCACCACCAUCACCACGCCCAGCACCGUCCUUGUUACUGGCACAGCAACAACUUACACUCCUACCAGCAUUAGCUAUAUAUACAGCACUGUGUCCAGCUCUCUAGACACCCAAACGUCAGUUACGUUCAUCUAUGAUACUAUUACCGUGGGCACCUUGACCACUAGAGAAACCGUCUGCACAAUCGGUGCCUCGGCCUCGAUCACCAGUACGGUGUAUACGGGUACCUACGUACCGCCUGGUGGGCCUACCCGAACCCCUAAGCGGUUCCCAGACUACGUCAAUUGCACCACCGAUCGUACCACACAUCUUAUGGCAUUCCCUACAGUCACCUCGGGCGUUGUAACAUUCACCUAUAACCCAGGUACUCCGGUUCCUGCGGUAAUCAUCACCUCUACUCGAUCAGUGCUGGCCUUCAACACGCCUUCCACCGUUACCGUCACCUCCGUGGGAACAUCCUAUGUUGCAGACCGAACAACCAUCGUCGUAUCCACAUCCUGUCCCGCAGCGGUAACCACCACCUAUGCCGCCAAAUGCUCCGGCCCCAACCUCAUCAACCAAGUCAACGGCUACGGUAUUGCCGUUAUCACCUACGCGCCUGGCUCGGCAGCAGCCUACGGCGGUAACGGCCGCGAUGCAUCUGCUUGCUGCCAGUUGUGCCAAGAGAAUGUAGGCUGUGCCGCGUUUGAUGAUUUUCCUGCCGCGGCAAAUUGUGCGCUGCAUUUCACCAAUUCGACGUCAAACGGAGAGGGCCAGUGUGGAUUGGCGUUUUCGUACGGAGAUGCUAUUGGGCAGAGUAGUAAUGCACCGAUUGAGAUAGGGCAGGGGAGCAUUGUCGGUACGGGAUGUGGAAGCAUUGAGCCGGUGGCUGAUGGUGGUGAUUGA